GGGCUGUCUGUGAGAAAGACGGCGCACAUCGCUGCUGCUUUCGCCAGAGAUGGUGUCAGAGGCCGCUCUAUCACGCAGCUGGCUGCAUCAGGCAGAGAGCGCGACUUUUUUCGAUGGGUACGAUCGCCUGUAGAACCUUACAACACAGAGGUUCCGAUUAUGGCCACUGUGGGGCUGGACAAAAAGAUCGUGACAGCUGAGGUGGGGUUUGUACUUCCGUCGGAUAUGCUUGCAGCGAUGUAUUGCAAAGGCGAGGAGGUUAUGAGACAAUGCAUCCUUGGCGCAGACGGUGCUGCAGGCAUUGCCUCCUACUGGGCGAAGGAAGACCCGAGCUUUCUUCGGGAACUCGACCUGUCGCACGACGAAGCGCUCCACACAAUCCCGAUGGGUUUCCAUGUGGAUGGGGUGCCGAAAUGGCAUGAUGAGAGCGCAUCGUUCUGGUCGUGGAUGACGCCUAUGACGACAGCGAGCAGCUUGGUGACUCGCCACUGCGUUGUUGGCAUUUCCACGAGCAAAGUGUGCGUUGAAACGCGGCGUGCUGUGCUCGACAUCAUUGCGUGGGAUUUGCAAUCGCUCAGGACAGGUGUCUGGCCAGUAGCUGACCACUUGGGCCGGGAGUUCGCGGCUGGCAGCUCUCGAGCGCGCCGGGCCGGCACGCGCAUCGCUGGACCUUGGACAGCUUGCUUUGCGUUCUGGAAAGGCGAUCAGGAGGCGGCGGUGGAUGAGCACCUUAUCAAGAAUCAUUAUCGAUGCAACUUCGUUUGUGACUUUUGCUACGCCUCAAAGGUGCACAUGUACCUUUCCUACGGAGAUCUAACAGAAAGCCCCAAUUGGCUGGACACUAUGUGCGUUGAUGACGCUGACCCUAGUCCCUGGCGCAAGGUGGCGGGGUACUCCAGGAGGCGCAGGCUGUGGGACGGACAGAUCCAUGACUAUGUUGGCCUUGACCGCGGAGUGGACCCUGACGAAGCCCUGCACAGGGUAACCGUUCUGGCCCAGACGUGGGCUCGCACUCGCAAGCUGGAUUUGUCAAUGAAGCCUUUGUCAACAAGCCGUUUGAGCUACACUGGCUACAAGUAUCCUGAACUUGACACACGGGUCAAAGCUGCCAGAACACGGGUGCUUUUUGAGUUUGUGACACAUAUGGCACUGGACAUCGAAAGUACGCUGAUGCCUCCUGGCGCCACUGCGCUGGAGCUCAUGAGGGUGCGAAUGAUUUGCACCAGUGUUUGGGCCCUGUCUCUGUGCCUCUCCACGUGGUACAAGGGGGAUCGACCGUUUCUUUCACAUCUGCAAACAACGACAUCAGUUGCUCUUGGCCGUCUUCACUUGAGAUCAUAUCAAUGGCUUGCUGCGGAUGCGUUACGUGCUCGCAAACUGCUUUUUUAUAUCCGGCCAAAGCAUCAUUAUCUCUGGCAUCUUUUGUCAGCGACCACCGCCUCGAAGUUUAAUCCUAUGCAGCUGUCAAAUUUUAUAGACGAAGACCACAUGAAAGCCCUUCGGGGGAUCAGUUUGUCUUGCCAUCCGAGAACAUUUUUGAAGACAUGGGCAAGACGCUACAUCUUGAAACGGCACUUGGUAUGGCACCGCAUCAGAUCGGAAAAGGCGCGUGUCAGAUGA
This is a messenger RNA of Effrenium voratum, 1620 nucleotides long. Lineage: Eukaryota; Dinophyceae; Suessiales; Symbiodiniaceae. The record is from the annotation of a GenBank genome assembly.